This is a messenger RNA of Zasmidium cellare ATCC 36951, 1704 nucleotides long. RefSeq lists its product as uncharacterized. The transcript has a single exon. The record is from RefSeq and is a predicted model, not a curated record. Lineage: Eukaryota; Fungi; Ascomycota; Dothideomycetes; Mycosphaerellales; Mycosphaerellaceae. The coding region runs from base 1 to 1704 and encodes 567 amino acids.
AUGGCCGAAGCUCAAUUCAUCUACGAGCCCCUAGCCAAUGCGUCGAAACAACUACGUCUCCUGCAAUUCACCCCGGCUCAUCCUGGCGACGAAGUGGGCGUUGAGAUGUCAACUUGGUCCCUGUCGAACGCUCCUCCUUACAUGGCCGUCUCCUAUACCUGGGGUGACCCGGAGCCGAAGCCGAUCAUGAUCAGCGGGCAAUCGGUCGACGUAAGGUGGAAUUGUUUCUACGCCUUAUACCAAGCUAGAUUCCAUUACCCAGAUGGUUAUGUUUGGAUCGACUCCAUCUGCAUCAAUCAAGACGACCCGGAUGAGAAAGCUAUCCAAGUCUCGAACAUGUUCGACAUCUACUCGAACGCCUCCAUGGUCCUGGCCUCACUUGGCGAGCACGGCGACGACAGCAAGGCACUCCUCGACGGCCGGUCUAUUGAGCACAGUCCGAAGUCUGGCGACCACCAGCUGCGAACGUUUCGAAGAACCGAGAAGUUCGGCUCCAGACCUUACUGGAGCAGACUGUGGAUUGUGCAGGAACUCUUUGCCGCCAAAGACAAGAUCGAGAUACUCUGCGGCUCAGACAAGUAUGACUGGGCCGAAGUCACCAAGAUCUGUGGCUACGGGGUCCCCCACCAGAGACGCGAGAUUUGGGACAUGUUGGGAAGCAGCAUGUUCCGUGUGAUUGCUUCGCUUCAUAAGCUGGAUCUCAACCAGGCCCUCUCUGGUUUCACGGACUUUGAUUGUUCGGAUCCAAGAGAUCGGCUGUAUGGUCUUCUGGCCCUGAUCCGUUGGCCGGCGGGAUGUGAGCCUGUCAAGCCGGACUACAAGCGUUCGGCUUAUGAUUUGGCAUUGCAGCUUGUCGACCACGUGAAGGGCGAUACUAUCGAGCCGAUGCUCCGGGCCUUCAGGCUGUCAUUGGCAUCGCCCGAAGUGGAAACUUUAGUCACUAACCGGCAGCUUCACGCAGCAAGCCUCACCAAGGCCUGUGUUGAGAAACGGUACAGCAAGUUUGCCUUCAUAACCAGCGAUCAAAAGUACACAGGUCUGACUCCAAUUGGCUGCCUCGUCGAAGACGGCGAGGGCAAUCUUACAUCGGCAUUGUUGGAAUCGUUGCGCCAUAUCGAAGAGCGCCGCACACGAGAUGACUUCUACGAAACUUUUCGCCGAAAGAACUCUUCAGAAUCAGAAGACUUUCCCCGCGAACAAUCACCAAGAAAGCUCACUGUCCAAACUGAAACGAUCGGUCUACUCUGCGCCGAAGCCAUGGCAGGCGAUCUUCUGGUCAUCUGCUCCCGAAGGCCAUGGAGCGUUCUGCUCGUCCUGCGACACAAUGAUGACUCUCACUACGACCUUGUGGGCCAAGGCAUCUUCAUAAACGUCCGCGAGUCAAGCCUCGACUGGGAAGCCAUGUUGGACCGGGGAUGCGCAGCAUUGAGCGUCAGCCUUACCGCAGAGGACAAGAUUGCGCUCGUUGGACAAGAUGUGACGGAUGCUUUCGCCAAGUACGAGGUUGAGGCGUACUUCAAACGGCUGGUUGUGAGGUCGGCUGCUGAUACAAAAUGUGCGGCGCAGAUCCUCUGGGGCGGCGGAACAGCCUCCAGCUUUGGCGUCAGGCUCGACCAGUCCACGAUCACCUCUUCGAGGCCUGGCGCACAAACGUCUGCAAAAGACAGAUAUCGCCUCUUAUCAAACGAUAGAGUGCCUAGCUGA